CCUCUCCCCACCCAGCAGAACUUUUUUGUUCCUCAGGUUGGUUAUAUCUGUUGGAAAACUUUUCGACCCCAAGUAAUACAAAGAUUUUGAUAAGAUGGAGAGAACAUGACACUGGGAAGCUGGGAUAGGUAAGAAGGCCAAAGACGGGGAAAUGGAAUCUGGGAACCUGAACUACAUACUUUCCUUCUUUUACAAGAUUGGCAUCUUAAUGUCAACUAUGGGAGAAUUUGACUCAGACUUUUACCAGUCUAAUUAUAUUAUUGAUAAUCAAGAACAAGGUUAUGGUGGUGCUGAUGUUUAUGGAAAUCCAUAUGAACUCAGAGAGCAGCAUUCAACAGAACUGCCCCACCCUUCAGCUUUGGUGCCUCCAGAGAUGAUUGCAUCUUCAGAACUUGGAAUAAAUUUUGAUCACAUUUGGCAAAAAACGCUGACGGUGUUAAAUCCUCUGAAACCAGCAGAUGGCAGCAUUAUGAAUGAAACUGACCUCACAGGCCCCAUGCUUUUCUGCAUAGCCCUGGGAGCAACCCUGCUUCUGGCGGGAAAAGUUCAGUUUGGCUACGUGUAUGGCAUGAGUGCAAUUGGGUGCCUUGGGAUUCAUGCUUUACUGAACUUGAUGAGCACUUCAGGAGUGUCAUAUGGAUGUGUGGCAAGCGUGCUGGGUUACUGUCUGCUCCCUAUGGUCAUCCUGUCCAGCUGUGCCAUAUUCUUCUCACUGCAGGGGACCAUUGGGACCAUAGCAGCACUGAUCAUCAUUGGAUGGUGUAGUCUAUCUGCAUCCAAAAUCUUCAGUUCAGCACUGACUAUGGAAGGACAGCAACUUCUAGUUGCCUACCCUUGUGCCUUACUUUAUGGACUUUUUGCCCUCUUGACUGUUUUCUAAUGUAUUCGAAAUAGUCUUAUUGUGUGUUCUUUGUUUGAAUGUCUAGUUUUUUAGAAAGGGAUUAACCUACUUUAAUGAUAUGAAUUCUCCUUUACCUCUGAAUAGAUAAUAGUAAAUUGAGAAACAGAAUGACAUUUAAAAAUGGUAUAGAGUAGAAGCUUCUCUGGCUUGAAAAAUAGUUUUGCUUCUCUGUUUGUGAAGUAAGAUCUAAAAAUAAAAUGAUUGUGAAAUAAAA
Molecule: messenger RNA, 1115 nt
Organism: Phascolarctos cinereus (koala)
Lineage: Eukaryota; Metazoa; Chordata; Mammalia; Diprotodontia; Phascolarctidae
Gene: YIPF7
Product: Yip1 domain family member 7
Biological process (GO): endoplasmic reticulum to Golgi vesicle-mediated transport; vesicle fusion with Golgi apparatus
Cellular component (GO): trans-Golgi network; membrane
Source: RefSeq, a predicted model, not a curated record